Molecule: messenger RNA, 4122 nt
Organism: Sporisorium graminicola
Lineage: Eukaryota; Fungi; Basidiomycota; Ustilaginomycetes; Ustilaginales; Ustilaginaceae
Exons: 1
Coding region: 1-4122 (1373 amino acids)
Biological process (GO): regulation of DNA-templated transcription
Cellular component (GO): nucleus
Molecular function (GO): zinc ion binding; transcription cis-regulatory region binding; DNA-binding transcription factor activity, RNA polymerase II-specific
Source: RefSeq, a predicted model, not a curated record
AUGGAUUUGUCCUCAGAGCCACGCUCACUCAAGCGUCAACGCUCUCCCUCUCCUGCUCCUCCGCCGAGGCACGCGCAGACGCAGCUUCCACACUUCCACGAGCUCAACACCAAGCAGCAGCGACAUCCUCAGCCGCUUCCACACCAUCACCAUCCUCACUCGGCACGCAACGACGACGCGGAAUCCUACUCCCGCUCCAUUCAUUCGCGAUCUCACUCGUCGGCUUACUCGCAGCAUCAUUCGGACUCGGAACGCGAAGAUCACGACAUUGACGCUGCUGCUCCUUCCCCGCGACAAGCAAGAUCCCCCUAUGCUACGAGUGACCUGCGCGGUUCUCCAUCCAUCGCGCUCGACCACACCGCCUCGCCCUCUUCACGUACCCAUCCACUCAUCGCUCCUCGGCCUGCACCGUCCGCAGCAUCUGUCACUUCUGCAAGUGCAUCUUCAGCACGCUAUCUUGGUCAGCACCAUCAUGUCAUUGGCCACGCUUCAACGCCCUACUCUGGCUUAGUCCAUCCCUCUUCGCAUCCCUAUCCGGCCACGUCGUCCUCUCGCCACAACAACAACGACGCCACCUCUUCACCCUCCGCGCCCCAAUCCCAUCGACCGCGCUCGCCGCUACAGCAUCCAACUGAAGCUGCCCCGUCGACCCCAUCCCAGUCUUCAGCCAAACCAGCCCGCGCUCUCACCACUCUCGGCUCGUCGCACCUCUCAGAUCUCAAGAGUGACCUUGCCUCCAUCAUUUCACCACAUCAGCGCGCAUCAUCCAGCCCCUCAUCUCAAUCUCCUACCAACUCCGGCCGUAACAUGGACGCCCCAGCCUCGGUAAGAAGAGAUGAUACUCUCAACGCCUCGUCCGCCGAGCCUCCGGGCUCAGCUUCCUCGACGCCUCAAGUCAAAAAGGAGCACCCUUCGACACCCUCUGAAAAGCCGCGUGGUGGCCAGGCUUGCCUUGAAUGCCGUUUGGCCAAAGUCCGAUGUCUACCUUCAGACGACGAGGGGAGUUGUCAGCGAUGCCAGCGCUUCAGUUUUGAGUGCCUCUUUGUCCAGCACAAGCGCGGCAGGAAACCAAAGAGCAAGCUCCAAGGUCGUGAUCUCACACUGCUGGCAGAAGCUGCCUACGCCACCAACGCGUCCCCGGUCCAACAAAACGCUCGUCUCGGUGCACGCAAAUCCGCCUCAGCAAGCAGCAUCACAGCGUCUGCCACCAAUCCAGUCAAGACCGGGUCUGCCUCUUCCGCCGCUUCUCCCGGGGUGCGAUGGAGCUCGGCUCCCGACAGCGCCUUUCCUGCACCUCCCUAUUCAGCGGAUCACAACGGCAUGGCAGCUCCCUAUGCGGAUGCGCGGCAGAGCAUGGACCUGGACGAGGACACACGACGUGCUGUCUCUCCAACUUCGGGGUUCUUCUCCAAGAAACAGCCCCUGUCUGCCUUUGCACCUCCACCCGACAGUCGCAAUGCUCUCGACCCCAAAAACCUUUUUGGCGUAGACGUCAGACGCAUGACCCAAGCCAUGCAGCAGGCGAUGCGUUCUCUGGAGAGGAGGAGAGGCGCUCCGUACACGCUCGUCACCAACAACAUGAUCACCAGCGUCGAAGGCAACGACGACGAUGCCAACAGCGAAUUAGGUGCAACCCCUCCGCCUCCAGGCACCACUACCGCCGCCGACACAAACGCUGCCAAUGAAAGCUUCGAGCUCAUUGCCGAACAGCCCUUGACACUGCGCGUCAUGCUCAAACCGUUCGAGGUCUCGGACCAGCCCGAUUGCGGAACGCCUGGCAUUGUGGCCGACGACCGCAAUCCGCUGGCUACGCAGUGCACCCAGCCCAAAUUCGACGAUCCUAUCACUGAAGGCAUCCUCACCGAGCCGGCAGCACGGGCGCUCUUCGACCUCUUCAUGCACGACUGCAAUGCGUGGAGCGGCGUGUUCGAUCCGUCGCUGCAUACACACGACUUUGUGAGGAAGCGAUCCUCAUUUCUCUACACCGUGCUGCUCUACGUCGGAUCGCGAUACUCGAAAAGGCCAGCGGCUCAGCAUCUCAUAAUGCGCGCGCAACGCAACGAGCAUGUCCCGGAAAGCGACUGGGACCUUGCCUAUGAAGAUCCGUUGACGGAUCGGAGUCCGAAGGCAGCCGAUGAGUAUGCACUGCAAAUCCGGCGUCGCAUCCACGACCAGGCGCGCCAGCAUGCUGCGAGUGCCUUUGUCGAUGGCGAUCGCACUGUGCUGUGCUGCCAGGCGUUCUUCAUCCUCGCCAGCUGGAAGCCGCUUGACGACGGUCUCAGUGUCAUUCAAGUUGGCUAUGCCUUCCGUCUGGCGAUGGACAUCCAGCUUCACGCCGAGAUGCCCAGCUGUGUCAAGCCAAACGAGUCCACCUUGGACCAGGCAGGGCGACAGCGGUACGAAGCGGUGCAAAGACGAUUCCGCAAUCGACAGAGGACGUUUCUCAUGCUCUUUGUGCAGGACAAGUCGCAGCAGAUCUCGAACAAGAUCACGACUCACUCGAUUUCGGCCGACAACGUGCUCAUCCGUCGAUGUCAGACGUGGUGGAAGAACGAUGGCUCGAUUCCUACGGAUGCCUUUGUUUGCGCAUCGACCGAUCUGCGCCGCAUUCAGGGCAAAUAUGUCGAGCUGUACGAUCGCAUCGAGGCGCUCACCUCGGCGACGUCGGAUGGACCCAGCAUCAUGAUGCCUGCCUUCCUCUCGGACCUGUACGAGUGGAACGCACGCUGGCACGAAGCGCUCGGCUUGCGCGAGGAUGCGGCGGACGAAGAGGCGCAGCCCGACGAUCCCGUCGCGUAUCAGCGUCGAUGCCAGCGUCUAUGCCUCAAGCUGUGGAAGGAUAACAUCAAGACGUAUGUCUCUUCGCUCGUGCUCAAGUCGAGCCUCAAGCAGGCGGCUCUGCAGGAGCACCAGGAGAUUGUGCGCAACCACCAUCGGCGCUCCACGACGCGAGAGAAGGAGGAGCGCGACUCGGUCUCGGGCAGAUCGCACCUGUCGAGCGGCCUCGACCCAGGGAUGGUGAAUCUCAUGGCCAUGCCUGCCUUUUGGCCGUGUGUCGAGGGGGCGCGAGGUGUGCUGGAGACUCUGUGUGCUCUCCCGCCGCAACGGCUGCUCUCGGCGCCGGACGCAACGAUCAUGCAGACGACGCAUGCAGCCGUGCUGCUGUGCAGUCUGGCUACCGUCAAGUCGCAGCCGCCGCUCGGGCCGGGGUAUUUGCGGUCCAAUAUUCAGCUGAUCGAUCAGACGAGUGCUGCAUGCCGCCGAGCUAGCAUUACAGAGGAGGAUACGGUGUUGCAUGUUGCCAAGUAUCUCGAGUCGCUGUUGCGGCCCAGGAAUGCUGUGCCUAGGCACGCUGCUGGAGCCGGGGCCGACCGACGGAGCGCGGGUAAGGCGAGCCAUGGCGCACCGGCUGGAAAGGCCGGGAAUGCGGGUGAGAGCGCCACGGCGUUGGGUGGGCAGAGCUCGCUAUUCGGCAACGCCAACGGAGGUGGUGGUAGUGCAGCGUUCGGGUCCGGUGGUAAUGGCGGCGGUGCCGGUGGCAACGGAAACGACGGUGUGGGUGCGUUGAACGGCGGAGCGAUGGCGGGAGGGGCCACUUCCACUUUGGGUGGAAGCGGGUUUGCGCAGUCGACCAACUUUACGCUGCUCUCGAACAACACCGACAUGUUUUACUCGGGCAACAUCUCUGGCGCACAGACGGCCAGCGGUGCACCGGCAAGAUGGUUCAACGGCGGGAGCGCAAACUCAACAGCAGGUGCGGCGCCUGGGCAGGACAAUGGUGGAGGGCUGUUUUUCAACAAUGGCAGCAGCUUUGACAGGGAAGGGUUGGACGCGAUCGCGGCCGCGGCAGCGGUAGCGCAACAGAACGGUGGCACGGGCGCUACGGGCAUGGACAUGGCCGGAGUCGGCUGGUCGUCGACCAUGGGGCAUCCGCCGCCGUGGAACAGUCUCAUGUUUAGCGGUGGCAGUGGUGGACAAGGGGUCGGCGAGUAUGCGGGCAACGGUGGUGUGUUUCAGCAGCAGCAGCAGCAGCAGCAGCAGCAGCAGCCGGCGGAACCACAGCAGUACAAAGAUCCAGCGGACGAGACGCUGAGAAUGUUGUUGCGCUUUUUGGAUGGCUAG